AUGCGUGAUCAUAGUCGGCACGACGUACAGAUACCCUCCUUCACAUUCAACGCGCCUAGCAACAACUACGACGGCGACGCCACUCCGCCUCAUCCCGCCUCUGCCCUCGCCAUGAACGAACAUAACGCGAUACCGCCGAGGUCAGACUCGUUGGCAGCGUCGCAUGCCGUAUGGUCUGCGCCGACAUCUCAGGGUACGCGGCCGCGACCUGCCACCAUUCACGAGGGGUUUUCGUUCUGUGUAGGAGAGGCAUUCGAAGGGGUGCCGGCAUGGGACUCGUCGUCGUUGCAGAUGCAGCAAGUUCCGGGCGACACCAUGCCCUCCAGGCCCAUCUCGGUCCAUCAGGACUUCUACCCUGUUACAACGAUGGAGAGCAGUGAGUACCUCGACAGGCUUGGAGCCAUCGAGGGGCUAACCGUGCUGUCAGGCAGUUGGGCACAGAAGCCGUGCGACGGCAGCCUGGAUAUCCCGGGGUUGGACUCGGAUAUGAGCAUAGGGCAGGCUUACACGACCGACGAGGCGAUUCCGAUACUCGAUCUCCGAUGCUCUGGCCCUCCCCAGUUGGAAGGGGACUCAAUGACUUUUGACGGCGGGGUCAAACCACGCAGGAUGUCGGGGUCGUCGUUCACAGUAUCCACGUCGGGGGGCUUGUCGGAAAUGGCGUCGUACGAUGAUUUCUCGACGGCGCUCUCAGAUGCGCCCUCGCUCACCUCGGACUAUCCGCCACCAUCGAACAGGACGUCUAUGAUAUCGCUUUCAUCCACUCAGUUGUCGCCCGUCGCGUCGCCCAGAAUGACGCCGCAAAGCCGGUCAGAAUUGGUUCGGACCCAGAGCAGGGGGAGAGCGUCGCCGUCGCCGCGGCCUGGGGUGCGCGCCGUGCCCUACUCGGUCGAGAACGCGAGGAACAAGAGGUGGUCUACUGGUUCGUACGGCACCGCUUCCAACCGCCGGCCGUCUCCCUUCAUCUAUCACCACCCGCACGAUGCGUUUAAUAUGCACGCGCGCCUGUCAUCGCGACACUCCUCGCCGACAAUCGCCCAGGGGCAGCUGCCGCUGAGCUUUGGUAACCUCCAAGCAGCACAGCAGCAUCCGUAUCUGUACAGCAACGCGCCGCCCUUUAAUCGCAACAGCAUGCUCCUGCCGACCCAGCUACCGUCGCACGCCUUCCACCCAGAAGCGCACCAGUUCGAGAACGCUCCUCCGCUGCUUUCUCACGGUCUCUUCCGCAUGCUUCAGAGCAAUGCGGACCCGCACUCCUUGCACAGCCACUACACCGACCUCUCGGAUCCGCCCGACUUGUAUGCCUCGCUGCAUGAAGAGCAGGUCCCUCCCCCGCCGGAAGACAUGAACCCGUCCGACCAGGAUCUGGUGCCGCACGAACAGGAACUUAGAUUCGAGGGCGAUCUGUACACGCCUAAGUGGGUGCGAGGACACGGUAACAAGCGCGAAGGCUGGUGUGGUAUCUGCAAGCCGGGUCGGUGGCUUGUGCUCAAGAACUCGGCAUUUUGGUACGACAAGAGCUUCACGCACGGCAUCAGUGCCGCGACUGGCACCCCCUUCCAGGAACCGCUGGAGACGAGGCGCAUGGAUGGAAACCCGGACGUGUGGGAGGGACUCUGCGGGAGCUGCAACGAGUGGAUUGCGCUGGUAAGCAGCAAGAAGAAGGGCACAACGUGGUUCCGGCACGCAUACAAGUGCCACACGCAUCCCAAGAUCAAGGACGCGCCGAAGCGCAGGCGGGAGAGCAGCAACACGCGCUCGCUCGCGGCGACAAACGUGGCCAAGCCCCGGCCCGAGCCGCUUACGCCGCAGAUGACGCCCGCGGUCUCGGCCGCGGGUACGCCCACUCCAGCAAGGGCCGCCCCGACGCAAGCUUCCACGCCGGUGCCGCCGCCUGCGCAGCAAAAGCCACCAUCGCCCCACGAGCAGCAGCAGCAGCAGCAGCAGCAACAACAACAACAAAAGCAACCGCCGCCCCUGCCUUCCCAGCAGCAGCUGCAGCCGCCGCCCAUGGCGCCGCAUCGGCAUCAGCCACGCCCUCUCCCGCCGCAGCUCUCCAGCCAUGUCGCAUCAGCACCUCCGCCGCCGCCGCCGCCGCGAGCCGCGGUAGGGCCACCCAUCGGUGGCAUCGACGGCUUCCCGAACAUGAUCUGA
This is a messenger RNA of Thermothielavioides terrestris NRRL 8126, 2154 nucleotides long. RefSeq lists its product as uncharacterized. The record is from RefSeq and is a predicted model, not a curated record. Lineage: Eukaryota; Fungi; Ascomycota; Sordariomycetes; Sordariales; Chaetomiaceae. The transcript is spliced from 2 exons. The coding region runs from base 1 to 2154 and encodes 717 amino acids.